Daucus carota subsp. sativus is the source of this 2775-nucleotide messenger RNA. RefSeq lists its product as uncharacterized. The record is from RefSeq and is a predicted model, not a curated record. The transcript has 9 exons. Bases 2080 to 2526 code for a protein of 148 amino acids. Lineage: Eukaryota; Viridiplantae; Streptophyta; Magnoliopsida; Apiales; Apiaceae.
AAAACCCUUUUCUUAUGUUCUACUAUAAUCUAUAAUAUUUGUCAUAAACUAAUGUAUAAUUCAACUUUAUAGUGAAUUCCAUUUUUAUCUAUUCCUAAAUAAUAACAUUAAAAAAACAUCAAGCAGGAAUAGAUAGUAUCUGUAUAUGCGAUUUUUUUUAUUGUGGCAGUGGACCAUAGUAGAAGUUUGCACUGGGUAACCAGUGACCGGUGUAGGGGAAAAGUUGCAAAGCAACAAAACAAGUGUAUCUUCUAGUUUAGAAUUGUACUUGUGGUUGCUAACUGAAGAACCUGGUCUAAAUAAAGUGAGAUGUCAGUAGAAUCCUAGAAGGGAAUGUGAAGAACCGUACUGAAUGUCUAAUUUUAGUCUUUAGACCUUGGGUCACAGUUUCCAUUUUGACAGGUAAAGGCUUGCUAGAAAUUUUAGGAAGUUUUCAAUCACUUGACGUGCACAAUGAUUAUUUCCGUGUUUACUGGAAGUAAAGAUGGAUCCUUCUGAGAAGUGAUGAGUCAAAACUGAAGUUCCUUUACUGGAUGAGAUGAAGGAUUCUUGAAGAACAAGUAAGAGUGAUAAUGAAGCCCUUGAUGCUGAUGAUUACAUUGAAGCAGAGCUAUAAAAAAUAAACAAUAUGACCCUAAAGGAAGCUGAUGCAGCUGAAGAUGAAGCAAAUGAAAAUUCUCAUGUGGCAGUGCGCAAGGCACAAGGAAAAGCAGCAAGUCACAGUCGAGCCAUAGAAGAAGCCCACAACAAGUAUCCCAAGACUGAUGUGCAGAUACAAAUUUUGCUAGGAUGAACCGUUUGAUGAAAGGCAACUUUACCUAGCCUCACAUGGCCUUUUUCUUGGUAAUGGUUAGUAGGUUGUUUAGAAGGAUAGUUGCUAGCAGGCUUGUCUCUUCGCUAACCUUCUAAACAACCCUUUAGCAAAGAUGGAAAUUGAAAUACUGGCAUAUGAAUAAUGGGUAUAUAUAUCUGUGAUUCUCCUUUGUUUCUGUGUUAAAAGUUGCUUCCUGCGCUUGCUCUUACUCUCUGCACUGCAACCCUUGAUGCUGAUGAUUACAUUGAAGCAGAGCCAUAAAAAAUAAACAAUAUGACCCUAAAGGAAGCUGAUGCAGCUGAAGAUGAAGCAGAUGAAAAUUCUCAUGUGGCAGUGCGCAAGGCACAAGGAAAAGCAGCAAGUCACAGUCAAGCCAUAGAAGAUGCCCACAAGAAGUAUCCCAAGACUGAUGUGCAGAUGCAAAUUUUGCUAGGAUGAACCGUUUGAUGAAAGGCAACUUUACCUAGCUGCACAUGGCCAUUUUCUGGGUUAUGGUUAGUAGGUUGUUUAGAAGGAUAGUUGCUAGCAGGCUUGUCUCUUUGCUAACCUUCUAAACAACCCUUUAGCAAAGAUAGAAAUUGAAUUACUGGCAUAUGAAUAGUGGGUAUAUAUAUGUGAUUCUCCUUUGUUUCUGUGUUAAAAGUUGCUUCCUGCGCUUGCUCUUAUUCUCUGCACUGCAACCUCUCAUUUUACAUGAAAAAUUGAAGCGGAAACAAAGAUAUGUAGUCACCAAACUCCAGAGGAAGCUGCUAAGGACGCAUUUUAAGGCUUAUUGGAGCUAUAUCCAAGACUUUUAAAAAUUGUCCCAUGACCGGUUGAUUAAAAACCUUGAAGAGUGUUCUAUCCACCUAUCCAAGAUGUUGGAUCUGCUGAUUUUUGGCAACUUUUACAAAAUUAAUGCAGUAUUGUUAAAAUUGUGGUGCCAAGCCUCGAACAGUUCUUGGCAGUGUUUUUGACUGGGAUGUUGAAAUUGUGGCGCCAAGUUUCAAACAAGUCCCACCAACGGUUCAGAAAUACAAGUGUCAAGGGAUUUCACUUGGAUACAUUGUAAUUUUAUGUUAUUCACUCUCAGGCGACAGAGUCAAUUCUGAAUAAGUUGGAUAAGUGACCAGAGAAAGAUCACCAAAGUGAGAUCGGAGAGAGGGAGAGAAAAAGACGAACAAGCGUUCUUGAGCGGGAUACGUUGUGAUUCGAGCUUUUUUCAGUUUCUGUGUCACUGUUCUUCACUUCAUUAGCUGAUUAUUUUUCCAUCAUCACCAGAAAUUAUGAAUCAAAAUGAAGUUCUCGCUGCUGAGGACAACAUCGAAGCAGUUUUGGAGAAUGUGAGGAAUAUGACCUCACAGGAGGCUGAUGCAGCUGUGCACAAAGCACUUGAAAAGUGCUGUGUGGCAGUGCGGGCGGCGCAGGACGCAAGUAGCAUGGAAAAAAUGGCUGUAAGGCAUUACCAAGCCUUGAUGGAGUCUCUCAGAAACAAUACAAUGACUGCAGAGUCAGAGAACAUGUACAGUAAUCAAACUUUGUUGGAAGCUGCUGACGAAGCAACUGCAAAGUGUAAUGCUGCAGCGCAGGUGCUACAAGCUUCAUUAACUGUGGCAGUCAAUGCAAAAAGGCUUGUUGAAGCCAUAGAUAAGGCUCGUGAAAAACGUCCGAUGACUGACUGUGAGAGCGGAGGUGCUUCAUCAUCAUAUGGAGGUGCUUCAUCAUCAAAUUGACGGCAUAGACUUUGCAAUGCAUCUGCUUUUGUUCUCAUUAUCAUAAGCAUGCCUGUGGCUGUGCCAUGUUCUUAAAAUAUUUGAAUCAGUGGCCUUACAUUUGAAGAAUAUAUUUCAGUUUUCUGACUUUUGUGCGUGAAAGAACUGUUAUGUACAUUUUGUCUGGAUGAAUGGGUCAGGUCUAUGUUUAUUUGUGUAUUCAACAUGCAAUAGCUCAGUGUGAGUUUUAGUAAAUUUGUUUAAAAUUAA